Molecule: messenger RNA, 1029 nt
Organism: Phanerochaete carnosa HHB-10118-sp
Lineage: Eukaryota; Fungi; Basidiomycota; Agaricomycetes; Polyporales; Phanerochaetaceae
Exons: 7
Coding region: 204-791 (195 amino acids)
Biological process (GO): signal transduction
Cellular component (GO): plasma membrane
Molecular function (GO): GDP binding; GTPase activity; GTP binding
Source: RefSeq, a predicted model, not a curated record
GCCUCUCUCUCCACGGCUUGGCUCGCUCCUGUGCUCUCUUUUACGACCAUCCACGAACUUGCGACGACGUUUUCCGGUUCCGAUUCCUCUUCAUCUCACCUGCUCGCAUCCCUGGUCCUGAGCUCACCGUUCCGCGCAACACAUACAGUACCUUAUACGACAGCUUCUUUGUCUUACCAGUACUCGUUUAUCCUUAACUAAGAAUGGAUAGCUGGCGGGUCGCCGUGCUGGGUGAUGGUGGCGUCGGAAAGACGGCGUUGGCAGUUCAGUUCACCUUGAAUUGCUUUGUUGAGACGUAUGACCCGACGAUUGAAGACGCCUAUCGGAAACAACUGGUUGUGGACAACCGCAUGUGUUUCGUAGAGGUUAUCGACACUGCUGGUCAAGAGGAAUACGCUACGCUCCGAGACCAGUGGGUUCGUGAGGGGCAAGGAUUCAUCCUCGUCUACUCGAUAGCAUCACGAGCAACCUUCGACCGCCUGGAAGUCUUCCGACAGGCAAUGAUGAAGGUUAAGAAAUCUAAACCUGUGUUCAUGCUUGUCGGCAACAAGUGCGACAAGCAGUACGAGCGGGAGGUCUCCCGCGAGGAAGGAGCGCAGCUGGCGCGUACGUUUGGCUGCGAAUUCCUCGAGACAUCUGCCAAAACUGCGUAUAACGUGGAGCGGCUAUUCACCACUCUUGUCCGCCUGCUGCGGCAAACGAGACAAAACGACCAGAUUACACCAGGGCCUUCGAGACCAGCGGAAGGCGGGAAAGACAGGACGAAGCCAAAGAAAUGCAUCAUCAUGUGAGGUGGCCGUUCUGGACUCUAUAGAUUUGUCAAGCUGUUCCUCCCACUUACCUCUUUUUCCAUGAUACCCCAUCGCAUCCAUUUGUUUCUUUCUACUUCAAUUUGGGCAUUCCUGGCUGUGCUGAUUGGGAGGAUCACUGGCACUACUUCACGAUUUCUGAAGUUACUGCGACACGUCUACGUUCAUCAUGUACAUAUAUUCACACUCACUUCUCACAUGCACGGAUACUGCUGCUCUC